AUGUCAACACUUAAGUAUGCAACUGUGCUGUUAUUCUUCAUCAUCAGUAUUGAGGACGUUCAAGUAACAAAGACUUUCAAAAAGACAUUUCCAGUCUUAUUUUUUAAGACGACAAAAUCAGUAACGGAAAAAUCUGGAAAACAAUUAUUUCCCUUGCUUCAGCCACAACAGGGAACUGUGAAUUGUGAGACAGAAUGUUCUGAAGACGAUUGGGGCUUUCUCGACAUCUUAGACAUAUUUUCUGAUGACGGUGACGACAAAUGCACUGUUGACUGUAAAUUUACUUACAGCGGAGGGACAACAUCAACAGUAAAAGAACAGGACAAUGAUGGAAAGAAGAUAGAGGAAGCGAUAAAGAAGUUGAAGGAAGAGUUAAAGAUAGAGCAAGAGAAAAAUAAGCGGGAGGAAGAGAAAAAGAAGCUGGAGGAAGAGAACACAAUCAUAAAGGCAAAGAUAGAGAAAUUAGUUGAGAGGAUUAAGGUGUUGGAACAGAAGCCCACACCGGGAACUCCCGUAACAGCGGUAACACCCGUUGUAACACCUCCCUAG
Molecule: messenger RNA, 549 nt
Organism: Macrosteles quadrilineatus (aster leafhopper)
Lineage: Eukaryota; Metazoa; Arthropoda; Insecta; Hemiptera; Cicadellidae
Exons: 2
Coding region: 1-549 (182 amino acids)
Source: RefSeq, a predicted model, not a curated record